This is a messenger RNA of Closterium sp. NIES-65, 3408 nucleotides long. The record is from the annotation of a GenBank genome assembly. NCBI's taxonomy places the organism in Eukaryota, Viridiplantae, Streptophyta, Zygnematophyceae, Desmidiales, Closteriaceae.
AUGGCUUCCCGUGUCCUUGUCUUUGGUCUUCCCCAGUCCCUCCCUCCCCUUCCUCCGGGGCCUGGUCCUUCCUGUGUCCCCUGUGUCGAGGGGCGGCUCCGGGCUGCCCCUCACUCCUCUCAGUUUCCCCCGACAGAGGCCCCGCUGCAGACGCUUCACAUGGACGUGUGGGGCCCCGGCCCACCCUUGCUGUGGACGGGGAAGGUCGGCGAUGCGUCUGCGUUCCGUGUCUGGGGAUCUCGGGCGUUUGUCCGCGACUUGUCUGCGGACAAGCUGUCCCCUCGUGCUGCUCCCUGUGUCUUCCUUGGCUUCCCCCUGACGCACCAGGGUGGCAGUUCUACCACCCCCCCCUCUCGUCGUGUUCUGUCCUCCCAGGACGUCACGUUUGACGAGUCGGUCCCCUACUACCGUCUCUUCCCCUACCGCACUCCUUCCCUCCCCCCGCCGCCGCACUUCCUUGUGCAAGGUCCCCCCCAGGUAGAUCCCCUCCCCCCUCAGGGUCCUGCCCCUUCAGGUGUGUCCCAAAUAGACGCAGUCGAGCCGGUCGAGGUUGCUGGUGACUCUGGUACUGCUGUGGGUGCUGAGCAUGGGGGUGCUGACUCUGGGGGUGCUGCGCGAGUGGGUGCUGAGCCUGGGGGUGCCGAGCCUGGGGGUGCUGCGACUUGGGCUGCUGAGCCUGGGGGUGCUGCGUCUGGAGCUGCGGAGCCUGGGAGUGCUGAGUCUGGAGCUGCUGAGCCUGGGGGUGCGGAGCCCGCGGCCGCUGGACCUGCUCGUGUGACGUCUGGCGGUGCUAGGCCUGGUGGUUCUCCGGGUGCUUCGUCUCGGCGGGAGCCACUCUCUCCACAGGAACUGCGCGAAUGGUUUGCCCGGCGCUGUAGGCGUACUGGUGGAGCUGGUGCUUCUUCGGCUGCUAAGGGUGCUGGUGCCGCCGGUCUCGGAGGUGCUAGUCGUGGGAGUGCUGAAGCUGCUGGGCCUGCGAGUGCGACUGGAGUCUGCGCUGCUGAGGGUGUUGGCGCUGAGGCUACUGCUGUCAGUCCUGGCGGCGGUCCUGCUGCGGGUGCUGCUGGUGCUGCUGGAGGUCCUGGAGCUGGAGGUGCUGUUGGCGCUGGUGCUGCCGUUGGGGGUGCUGGUGCUGUCCCUGCUGUGUCUGGAGUCGCCGCGCGGCCUCGGCCGUACUUUGUUCCGCUCCUUCAGCAGGUUCAUGGUCUUCCUCCUCCCUUAGAGUGUCCACCGCCUGUCCAGUCACAGUCACAGUUACCGCCGGCCUCCCCACUGCCUUCUCCUUCUCCUUACAUUGGUCCUACUGGAGGUCUUGCUGAGCGUCGUGAGCCUGCGUCUCGUCCUGCGUCGCCUGUUCGUGCUGCUCGCGCUAGUGGUCGCGGUUCACGUCAGCGUCCUCCUCCUGUCCCUGGCAUGCACCGGAUGUCUUUGCGUCCGUCCACUGCUCCUCUGCGUGCCCCAAUGCCUUCUCCUCCUGCGUCCUCUCUUCCUGAGCUUGCCGACCCGGAGUCGGACUCUCUUCGUGCUGCCAGUCCUACUGUCACGCGUCUCCUUGCUACUGUCGUCACUGACCCCUCCUUUGAGUCCACUACUGCGUCUGCUCUAGUUACUGAGCUCGUCGACUUUGCUGCUCGCUGUCGUCUAGACUACGCUGCUAGUCUUGUUUCUGAGUCUGCGUCUGUCUAUCCUCCGUCCGUCGGGGGUGAGUGUGCUCUUGGCACAGACGUCCUUGAGGACAGGCAGGAGGAGUUCCAGUGUCUGGCUGCUGCUUCACCUCAUCUCGCGUCCGUACUGCUUACCCCUGAGGGAGACCCGGAUGCACUAGACAUCCCGACUCCGCGCUCUUACGUGGAGGCCGUAGAGGGUCCCUACUCCUCUCAGUGGCAUGCAGCUAUGGAUGCAGAGAUGGCUUCCUGGAAGUCCACAGGCACCUACGUUGACGCGGUUCCCCCUCCUGGGGCGAACAUCGUCAGUGGCAUGUGGAUCUUCAGGGUGAAGCGGCCGCCGGGCUCUCCGCCUCUCUUCAAGGCGCGGUACGUGGCUCGUGGCUUCAGUCAGCGGCAGGGAGUUGACUACUUUCAGACCUUCUCUCCCACCCCGAAGAUGACCACUCUUCGGGUGCUGCUACACAUAGCCGCUCAGCGUGACUACGAGCUUCACUCUCUUGACUUCAGCACUGCUUUCCUGCAGGGUAGCCUGCACGAGGAGAUCUGGCUGCGCCGUCCACCUUGCUUCACUGGGACUUUCCCUCCUGGCACCCAGUGGAGCCUCCGACGGCCUGUCUACGGUCUCCGCCAGGCACCACGCAAGUGGCACGACACACUGAGGACUACGCUUGCGGCUCUUGGGUUUGCUCCCUCUACUGCUGACCCGUCGUUGUUUCUGCGCACCGACACCUCUCUACCGCCGUUCUACAUCCUCGUGUACGUCGACGACUUGGUCUUUGCCACAGCUGACACUGCUGGACUCGCCCACGUGAAGUCCGAGCUGCAGAAGAGACACACGUGCACAGACCUAGGUGAACUGCGCAGCUACCUUGGCUUGCAGAUCACCCGGGACAGAGCACGCCGCACCAUCACCUUGACUCAGUCACACAUGGUGCAGCAGGUCCUUCAGCGCUUCGGCUUCACGUACUCCUUGCCUCAGGCCACUCCUCUGUCUACUCGCCACUCGCUCUCAGCUUUCCCUUCGGAUGAGUCCGUAGAGUCGAGUGGCCCGUACCCAGAGCUUGUUGGCUGCCUCAUGUACCUGAUGACCUGCACACGACCUGACCUUGCAUACCCUCUUAGCAUUCUUGCUCGCUAUGUUGCUCCUGGGAGACACAGACCGGAGCACAUGGCUGCAGCGAAGAGGGUGUUGCGCUACUUGUGCAGUACGUCGGACAUGGGGCUAGUGCUUGGAGGGCGCAGUCCAGUGGUCCUCACUGGGCACGCGGACGCUUCUUCGGCUGACGACCAGGCUACGCAGCGGUCGUCACAGGGUUACACCUUCAGUCUUGGUUCCGGCUCUGUUUCGUGGCGGGCUACUCGCUCGUCUUCUGUUCUCGGCUCGAGUUGUGAGGCUGAGAUCUACGCCGGGGCCAUGGCUGCACAGGAGCUUCGCUGGCUCACCUACCUGCUGACUGACCUCGGAGAGCCGCCUCGUUCUCCUCCGGUGCUGUACGAAGACAACAAGGCCAUGCUGGCCUUGUGUCAAGAGCAGCGCCUGGAGCACAGAACGAAGCACAUUGCUCUCCGAUACUUUCUUGCUCGUGAGCUGCAGCAGCGUGGUCAGAUGCGACUUGCGUACGUGGCCUCUGAGGCCAACACUGCUGAUGUUUUCACCAAGGCACUUCCGCCUUGUGAUCAUCAGCGCUUCUGCACUCAGCUGGGCCUUGUGCCUGUCUUGCCUCACUUGCUCACCUCUUGA